Oryzias latipes (Japanese medaka) is the source of this 9839-nucleotide messenger RNA. The record is from RefSeq and is a predicted model, not a curated record. NCBI's taxonomy places the organism in Eukaryota, Metazoa, Chordata, Actinopteri, Beloniformes, Adrianichthyidae.
CCAUCAUAGGAAAAAUGUUUAAAACCCAGUUUUCCUCUUACUAGUUUUAAUGAUUUGUGGUUCCACAUUUCACAAUUCUUCUGGCAGACUUGGAUGUACAUACGAUUUUUUUGAGAGUUCUAGAGUUUUUUCGACUGUAUGGUUAUUUUAUAAUUAUUUUAUUUAUUUUUCCUCUUUUCUUCCCUGUAUAUUUUGUGUGUGUUUGUCUUUAUCCCCCUAUUUCCGUGGUGCUGCUACUAAAACUAAAUUUCCCUUCUGGGAUUAAUAAAGUUGAUCUUGAAUCUUGAAUUUUAUCUACCACUUUUAAAAAGCGAACAGCAGAGGGCGCUGUCACACUGUUGUCUUCUUUCAUCGUGUCAACGCAAUUACCGUCAGUCUGGUCACGUGACACACUCCUUUGGCAAGUUGUUCCCAUCUUCCACAGUCAUGGCGGUGUCGAGGAGUCCCGCAGAUGGAGUAAACAGCGCGUCAUAAUUCUCCUUUCGGUCGCUUUUCCACGCAGGACCUGUUGUUUCUGCUGCCCACGGGAACGUCACGGACACCCGGCUGCAGGCUGCUGCGCUUCCAACCAUGGCCGACCGCGGCGUUGAUCUGUCGGCUCUGCCUAAAGAGGUCAGGGACCAGCUGGCGGAGUUGGAUCUGGAGCUGUCGGAAGGUGACAUCACUCAGAAGGGAUAUGAGAAGAAAAGGACCAAACUCCUGGCUCCAUUUAUAUUGAACACUCCAGCUGCGCCGCUCCUUCAGAAUGACCUGCCGCCCGCUGCUCCCACUUCCUCCAGCCACGCCCCUUCACCUGCCAACUCGUCCCGGUACCGCGAGCGGCGCUCUCGCCGAACGCAUCGGAAUGGAGGAACCAGAGACGACCGGUACAGAUCAGAUAUUCACACUGAGGCGGUACAAGCCGCCCUGGCCCAGCAUAAAGAGGAGAAGAUGGCUCUUCCUAUGCCCACAAAGCGCCGGUCAACCUAUGUGCAGUCUCCCAUUAACACUCGCACUCCACCAGACUCCUCAUCGGGGUCUGAGGAUGAGUCGGCGGUUCGGAGGCAGUCCUCAGUGGUUGGUCCCUCAUCUCAGGUCAGUCCCAACUUGCAGAGCCCGGAAUCUUGGUUGACCCGCUCUGCCCUGGGCUCCUCCACCUCCUCUUCUGCCUCCUCCACCCUCUCACACGGAGAGGCCAAGCCACAGCCUCAGGGCCAGGCCCAGGCGCAGCCUCAGUACAAGCCACAGUACCAGCCUCUGUACCAGCCACAGGAGCAGAGCCGCUCCGCUGCGGUGACCAGCAUGAUGGCCCAAAGCCGCAUCGCUCCCUCUGUGAACAGCGCCCCCCCUCCAGAUGUGACCUCUGUGGCCCCCCCAGUCAGAGGCCCUCGAGUGGACCUGCCAGCCAAAACUGUCGCCCGUGGAAUGAACCAGGGUCAGAGCCGCUCCAGCAUGAUGGAGACCGCAGACGCGAGAGGUAAUAUACAGAGAGUUCCUGUGAGCAGCAGAGUGUCCACCAAGAUCCAGCAGCUGCUUAACACUCUCAAAAGGCCUAAGAAACCCCCGCUCAGUGAGUUCUUCACCGACGACUCCGAGGAAAUUGUCCAAGUUCCACAGCCAGACCCCAACACUCCCAAACCAGAGGGCCGGCAGAUCAUACCAGUGAAGGGGGAGCCUCUGGGAGUGGUCAGUAACUGGCCCCCGGCCUUACAGGCAGCUUUGGCUCGAUGGGGAGCCACUCAGGGGAAGAGCCCUGCCCUCACAGCUCUGGACAUCACAGGAAAGCCACUCUACACUCUGACUUAUGGGAAACUCUGGAGUCGCAGCGUGAAACUGGCGUACACGCUCCUUAACAAGCUAGGAGCCAAGAACGAGCAGAUCCUCAAACCUGGAGACAGGGUUGCAUUGGUGUACCCCAACAGUGAUCCUGGGAUGUUCUGGGUAGCUUUCUACGGCUGCCUCCUGGCUGAGGUCAUACCUGUACCUAUUGAGGUUCCACUGUCUCGGAAGGAUGCAGGCAUCAGCCAGGUGGGCUUCCUGCUUGGAAGCUGUGGCGUAGGUCUGGCUUUAACCAGUGAAAUCUGCUUGAAAGGCCUACCCAAGACCCCCACUGGGGAAAUACUGCAGUUCAAAGGCUGGCCUCGACUUAAGUGGGUGAUAACAGACUCAAAGUACCUGACCAAGCCGUCUAGAGACUGGCAGCCGCACAUCCCCACUGCUAAUACUGAUCCUGCAUACAUCGAAUAUAAGGCGAGUAAGGACGGCACGGUGGUGGGUGUGGCUGUGUCCAAAGUGGCCAUGCUGACUCACUGCCAAGCGCUCACCCAAGCCUGUAACUACUGUGAGGGGGAAACUUUAGUGAAUGUCCUGGACUUCAAAAAGGAUAUGGGCUUAUGGCAUGGAGUUCUCUCGGCUGUCAUGAACCGGAUCCACACCAUCAGCGUUCCCUAUGCAGUGAUGAAAGCGUGUCCUCUCUCCUGGGUUCAGAGGGUCCACAUUCAUAAAGCUCGAAUAGCUUUGGUGAAAUGCCGUGACCUGCACUGGGCUAUGAUGGCUCAUCGGGAACAGAGAGACACCAGCCUGGCGUCGUUACGAAUGCUAAUCGUUGCUGAUGGUUCAAAUCCCUGGUCUGUGUCCUCCUGUGAUGCCUUCCUAAAUGUUUUUCAGUCUCACGGGCUGAAACCGGAGGUGAUUUGCCCUUGUGCCACCUCUCCUGAGGCCAUGACAGUAGCUAUUCGGAGACCCGGAGUCCCGGGCGCACCCCUCCCUGCGCGUGCCAUCCUUUCUUUGAGCGGCCUGAGCCAUGGUGUCAUCAGGGUCAACACCGAGGACAAGAACUCUGCCCUGACUGUGCAAGAUGUGGGACAUGUCAUGCCUGGAGCUCUGAUGUGCAUAGUUAGACCUGAUGGACCUCCUCAGCUCUGUAAAACGGAUCAAAUUGGAGAAAUCAUAAUCAACUCGCGCGCCGGCGGCACCAUGUAUUACGGCCUGCCUGGACUCACCAAAAACACUUUUGAGGUAAUCCCAGUGAACGCCAACGGAGUUCCCAUCGGAGAGAUUCCGUUUGUGCGGUCGGGACUGCUCGGGUUUGUGGGCCCAGGUAGUUUGAUCUUUGUGGUGGGGAAGAUAGAAGGCCUGUUGAUGGUGAGUGGAAGAAGACACAACGCUGACGACUUAGUGGCCACCGCUCUGGCUGUUGAGCCAGUCAAGACGGUGUACCGUGGGAGGAUCGCUGUGUUUUCAGUCACUGUGUUCUACGAUGAAAGAGUGGUCAUCGUGGCAGAACAGAGGCCAGACGCCAGUGAGGAGGACAGCUUCCAGUGGAUGAGCAGGGUGCUACAGGCUAUUGAGAGCAUCCACCAGGUAGGCCUCUACUGUCUGGCUCUCGUCCCAGCCAACACCUUACCCAAAACCCCCCUGGGUGGCAUCCACAUCUCCGAUACCAAGCAGUUCUUCUUGGAGGGCAGUCUGCACCCCUGCAACAUCCUGAUGUGUCCUCAUACUUGUGUCACAAACUUGCCCAAGCCCCGGCAGAAGCAGCCAGUUGGUGUUGGCCCUGCAUCUGUCAUGGUGGGCAACCUGGUGGCGGGGAAGCGGAUCGCUCAGGCCGCAGGAAGGGACCUCGGCUUGAUCGAAGACCAGGAUCUGGUCCGCAAGCUCUGUAUGUGGCCCACUGUGAUGCAUCAGUAUUUAACCGAGGCUCUUCAGUGGAGGGCCCAAACUGAUCCAGACCACGUCCUCUAUGUUCUCCUGAAUGCAAAGGGUGUGACUGUAGGAACAGCCACUUGUGUCCAGCUUUACAAACGGGCAGAGAAGAUCGCUGCAGCUCUCACUGAGAAAGGUAGCAUCAACACUGGUGACAAUGUGGUUCUUCUUUAUCCUCCUGGCAUUGAUUUGAUUGCAGCCUUCUACGGUUGUCUAUAUGCUGGAUGUGUUCCUGUAAAUGUCCGACCUCCACAUCCUCAGAACCUGGCUGCCACGCUGCCAACCGUCCGGAUGAUUAUUGAUGUCAGUAAAGCUGGAUGUAUCCUUACAACUCAAAACCUCAUGAGAAUUCUGCGCUCCAAAGAAGCUGCCGUCUCUGUCAACAUUAAGACUUGGCCAACAAUUAUUGAUACAGAUGAUCUUCCUCGCCGCCGACCUCCACAAAUUUAUAAACCGCCCACUGCAGAGAUGAUAGCUUAUCUAGAUUUCAGUGUGUCUACUACAGGCAUGCUCACUGGUGUCAAGAUCUCUCAUGCAGCAGUCAGUGCGUUGUGUCGCUCCAUCAAGCUCCAGUGUGAACUCUACUCCUCUCGCCAAAUAGCCAUCUGUCUGGAUCCAUACUGCGGUCUGGGCUUUGUCUUGUGGUGCCUCGCAAGUGUUUACUCAGGUCAUCAGUCCAUCCUCAUUCCUCCCUUUGAGCUGGAGAGCUGCUUGUCUUUGUGGCUUAGCACGCUCAGCCAGUAUCGCAUCAGAGACACCUUUUGUUCUUACUCUGUGAUGGAGCUCUGCACCAAAGGCCUGGGCACUCAGACAGAGUUGCUGAAAGCCCGAGGUGUCAACCUGUCAUGCGUGCGGAGUUGUGUGGUGAUUGCAGAGGAGCGGCCUCGCCUUGCUCUCUCACAGUCCUUUUCCAAGCUGUUUAAGGAUGUGGGACUGUCCUCCAGAGCGGUCAGCACCGCGUUUGGCUCCAGAGUUAACCUGGCGGUCUGUCUGCAGGGUACCACUGGUCCUGAUCCCUGCACGGUUUAUGUAGACAUGAAGUCUCUGCGCCAUGACAGAGUGAGGCUGGUGGAAAGAGGAGCACCUCAGAGUCUCCCUCUUAUGGAGUCUGGCAAGAUACUGCCAGGCGUUCGAGUAAUUAUAGUAAACCCAGAGACCAAAGGCCCACUUGGGGACUCGCAUUUAGGCGAGAUCUGGGUGAAUAGCCCCCAUAAUGCCAGUGGUUACUACACCAUCUAUGGAGAGGAAGGUCUCCAGGCUGACCACUUCAACACCAAGCUCAGCUUUGGAGACCCACACACUCUGUGGGCCAGAACUGGUUAUUUGGGUUUUGUGAAGAGAACAGAGCUUCUGGAUGCUAGCGGGGACCGCCAUGACGCUCUUUUUGUGGUGGGCUCACUGGAUGAGACGUUGGAGCUGCGGGGUCUGCGCUACCACCCCACUGACAUCGAAACAUCCGUUUCUCGAGCUCAUCGAAGUAUUGCUGAGAGUGCUGUCUUUACAUGGACCAACCUCCUGGUGGUGGUGUCUGAGCUGUGUGGUUCGGAGCAGGACGCCCUGGACUUGGUUCCUCUGAUCACCAACGUGGUCCUCGAGGAGCACCACCUCAUUGUGGGCGUGGUGGUCAUCGUGGACCCCGGUGUCAUACCCAUCAACUCGAGAGGAGAGAAGCAGCGCAUGCACCUACGGGACUCCUUCCUUGCUGACCAGCUUGAUCCCAUCUACGUUGCUUACAACAUGUGAGCACUUCAGGUGGACCGGCCUUUAUUGCUUCUCUUCAGCACCAUCAUUGGAGUGACUGGCUGGGUGGUGCGUCUGAGGCAUGAACCAACAUGUGCUGACACCCAGCCCUGUGUGACACCAGCAUAUCUUGGCCACUGCAUGCCUGUAAUUGGUUUUGGCAUUGUUCACUGUGGUUUUAUAUAUUGAUAGAAUUUUGCAAAUAAGACAGAAGCGACAUUUAACUUUGAAAUCCGAAGAAAGUCUGAGUCACUUUUUUCAGUUAAAGAAAGGGUAAAAGGCAGUCCCUCUAGGAGUUUGUAAUGUUGGGUUGCAAGUUUUAAUGCAAAUUCAUCUUAAAUAUUUCCCAUACUCACAAUUUGACAAAAUUUAACCCAAUAUUUAUUUAGUCCUCAUUUAGCACUUCAUAUGAAGAAUGCUCAUAGAACGCGGUUCUCUUCCAUUUAUCUAUAAAACAGCACCUCACAACCAAGAUUGUCUCAAAGCACUACACAAAAAUGACAAAAACAUCAAACAGAGCUUUAUUCAAUUGAAUUGUUUUAAAUCAUUGUAGUCCAGAAAAUUCCAAUAAGGACAAAUGAUGCUAAAUCUUUUGGUUCAAUACAAAUGAUAUAAAUGAUACAAAUAAUACGAAUGACAGUGAGUGGUUUGUGGAACAGACUGGGUUACUCCAUCAAAUGGUUUACUGUGAAAUACCCACCCUGGACUUUACACUCAGCUUUACACUCAGCAAUACCUCAAAUAAGACAUAAAAGAAUAUUUAGUUUGUCUAGACUGGUCUUAAAGGAUAUUGGUAUAAACUUAUUUUUUUUAAAUAUCUAAAUGACAAAGAAAGUGGCAUCAGUUUUUGUUUAACCAAAAACAAAACAGAAAUUUGACAGAUUCACAACUCUAACGCUGACACCGACUGAAGAGUCAUGACCAGCAAGUGGAAAUGUCACAGAACAUGAUUAAAAAGGUUUCCUGUUUUUUUUAUGACUUGGUUGAGACCAGUGGGGCAUUUUUUAGGUUUAGUUCACUUUUUUUCCUUUAAGGUUUAAGUAAGCAGUCAAAUGAAAAAUGAAUAUAGUUUUAACGCCGCGUCACACAGCCACUACGUACAGUUUGAGCAAAGUGCACGGAUGAAAAUUGGUCAUACGUGAAUAUAUGUGGAAAAAGGGAGAAAAGUUGUGGUUUUUACAUGAAAUUUCUACAGAUUUAUCACUAAUGAGCCAUGUUAAAACCAUGGAAGUAGCAUGAAUAAACCACGCAAAGAACAUGUAAAUCAUCGUAGAGCAUGAACUGUGCGUGAUUAUUGCGUUGUUUAUAUGCAAUUCAUUAGUGAUUUGUGCGUCAAUUAUGUAAUUUGAAAGUACUAUGUGCGGCGCAUACGCGAUAUAAAAGUUAUACAUCUGUGGCACAUGCAUGAAAAGUCUGUUAGACAGACGUGGAAAGGUUGUGGAAAGCCAAAAUUUUGCGGAUGCACCUUGCAAAAAUCACACACAACUGUGGGAGAUUUACGUAAUAAUUGCGUAUAAACUAUGUAUCACAAAAGACACAUCUCAUCCGUGGAAAAUGAGAAAAAUGUACAUAGUGGCUGUGACAUGACCUUUAAGAGACCAUAGAAAGUCUUAAAUUUAACUUUUAUAUAAACCUGUUGGACGUUCGAAAGAACGCCUAAAACUAAAAGAUUCCAGUCACAAAAAGGUGUCGUCACAGUGAUGCAUCAACGUCUGUUACUGUCAUUCAAUUCCAGAUCAAAUAAAAGUGAAACAGAAGUUAUGAAGGUUUACAUUAACAGAGUGUAUGUGUUUGCACAAACAGAAACGAAACAAAUAUGUUUACAAAUAAUAGUUCAAUCAAAACACCUAAAGGUGCAGUAAAUGCAGUGUGUGGUGUUUAAAUGAAGAGGAGAAAAUACUCAUGUAACAUUAACAUUGGUAACAGUGGAGUGAGUUAUCUGACCCCUUUCUUUUGAUUUAAACUGGAGUUUUGUUGUCACUUUUUCUAUAUGUUCAACAAAAAUCAAGCAACAACAGACAAAAAACCCCUGGAGGGACUGAAAAGUAGCACAGUGGAUCAUCUUCAUUGUGAAAAUCUGCUUUUGUUUCUGUAUGUGAAAUAUUUUUACAUGCAAGUUUCAAACUGAUGCAUGUUCUGAGUCAUUUUUUUAACCAGAUAUUAUGAAAAGAGCAGUGGGCAUAAAAUGAAAGCUUACUGCUUCCCCUAUUAGAACGAAGCCAAAUACAUUUUCAUCCUCUAAAAUAAUUCCUGCCUUACGAGACUUCAGCCAUACAUUCCUGAUUCCACUUUUAUUAUGCGGAUUCUCCUUUGACUUGGAAAUCGUGAUAUAACACGUUCAAAACAAAGAGGAAAGAGGCCAUAUUCUGCAGUGUAACAAAAGUCUUCUUGUAUUUUAGAUACUGUAUGUUACUGUAUAGUUAUUUUUAACUGUAUACAUUUAUAAAUAACUUUCCGCUCUGAAUUGUUAGUUUCUGCAUGCAAACUUAAGCGCAAUACUGAAACAUUAGCAGAGAGAAGAUUGUAAAUAACAGUUGCACAAGCCUUUUAUUUGGCUAUGCAAGGCUAAAGAAGUUGCUUUAGCACAUUGUUAGCUUUGUUAUGACACUAAAGUUUAUCAAAAUCCUCUAUUUUAUUAUACAAGGGAGGCAUUUUGACUACAGGUUAAGAGAAAUAGGAUAUUUUCCGAAUCUGGGGUGAGAGUGUUCGGGUUUACAGGAAGGGCUAGCUAGCACUGUUAAAGGCAAGAGCCUUCUCUUGUCAGCCAGUAGGGGGAGCUGUUUGAGGGGUUGGACCAAUGCUCUGUUUUCAGGCUACCAGAUCAUUUUGUGAAACCAAGAACCACUAUUGUCAUCUGAUAUUCACUGCACUUAUGCUGCUGAAAAGGUACCCGUUUGUUGGCACAUUCUGGCUUUCCAUGGAAACGUUUCACCCGUGUUUGUCUUGAUACGGUUUUGUAAAUAUUUCAUUUGAAAUUCUAAAGGCAUUGCUGUUGUAGUCAAUAGAAACAAGUGUCAAGAGUCGUCUGUAUUCAGUCACUGGAUUUUCUUUAAUCACUUGGGUAUGCAGCUGCAAAGCUGAGCCACAUUGAAAACAUCUGUGAUUGGCAAGGAAAGACGCCUCCAAGCAAAAUGUUUCGCAUCAGGGUGCACUUGCAAACUGCAUUUGGUAUCUUGCAAUCUUGUGCUUUCCUUGUGAUCUCUGUCAUAAUUUAAAUGAUGUUUGUUGUGGCUUGUAGUUUUUUCAGUAAUGAAUCCUGAAAUGUAAAUAGGUUUUUAUCCCGUCACAACAUUCAUCCAGGUCAGUCCUCUAAUUAUUAAUAAUAGACAGGAUUGAUUCUCAUUGUAUUGAUGCACUUUGGUUGGAGUUAAAGGAUUUUCUUUUACUCUGUGGUCUUCAAUUACCCCGCUUUCACAUUACAUGAAAUUGUAGCCAUGCUCUGCUUUGGUUUUUCCUUUGGCUCCAUUUGGCAGCCAACUAAAAAGUGAAUCCUGCAUCCAGAAUGGCAGCACGGCUGUCGAGUGCAGGAAGUAGUGAACUGAUUUUGGUAGAUUUCAUUUGAUUGCACAGGGAAAUGGGGGUAGAUUGUAUGAAGUUCUACAUUCAGGGAGUAAAACUCAUAAUGCAGGGACGGACCCUGUGGUCCCAUGAUGCAAUCUGGUCUGACUUCAUAACAUGUCAGCAUUUUUUCAAGACGGGUCCCUCUUAAAUCCCAACUGUAAAAAAACAAAAACCUGAGAACAUCAACCUGCUUCGCCAGGAAGUCUACAAGGGCUUCUUCUAGUUUCCACUCCUGUUUUACUAUUAUAACUUCUACACUAUGCAAUCCUCAAGAUGGUGCAGUUAAAUGUUUGAAGCAUGCACAGUUUGGGUGAAUAAACAUUGUUUUUAUUGUUUGUUGAUUUAUUUUAUUAAAAACAAAAAAACAAAUAUAUAUAUAUAUAUAUAUAUAUAUAUAAAUAGAAUGAGAGAAUGACAGAUUUUUAAAAUUUAAAAAAAAGAUUUCUAUAUCCUCCUCUUCUGUUGAUGAGAAAAGCAUUUGAGUUGAUGCACUCCCAUUAGGUUGAACUUCAAACAUCUGGUGAAAUGGACACUCUCCUCACAAGGAUGUGAUCUAACAAGGAAUCCUUAAUCCUGGGGAUACCUUUGAUUUUCAUAGAGGUCAAAACUAAAGACAAUAUUUUAUUUUUCCGUUGUCUCAAUUCUUUUCUAUUUUGGAAUGUUUGCAUUUGUUUUAUACUUAUUAAUAAGUAAUGCAGAAUAAACAGUCAUUUAAUCAAUUCAACUGUCUAAAAUAUUUGUAUUUUCCUAUUAUUUAAAAAGACAUUAACUGAGCGUGGGCUCUUUAAGUUUGGGAUUGUUUUUGUGUUGUGUGCAAAAAAAUCCAAAUAAAAUACUGUAAUCUGGUUUUAAAA